This is a messenger RNA of Monopterus albus (swamp eel), 6138 nucleotides long. It is a transcript of the gene cdc42bpab, whose product is annotated as CDC42 binding protein kinase alpha (DMPK-like) b. The coding region runs from base 390 to 5708 and encodes 1772 amino acids. Gene Ontology annotation, biological process: peptidyl-threonine phosphorylation; actomyosin structure organization. Gene Ontology annotation, cellular component: cytoskeleton; cytoplasm; actomyosin. The transcript has 42 exons. The record is from RefSeq and is a predicted model, not a curated record. NCBI's taxonomy places the organism in Eukaryota, Metazoa, Chordata, Actinopteri, Synbranchiformes, Synbranchidae. Gene Ontology annotation, molecular function: protein serine/threonine kinase activity; ATP binding.
UCACGUCCGGAAAAAAAAGCUGCCAGAUAACGUUGGGAUUUAAUCAAAAACCUACCAGCCCGGGGCAGCAAGGGACUAAUUGUGACUACUUCUUUUCUUAUGUGCCCUGUGGGGAUAGGCAGUAUAAAAUGGGAAGUGCUACACGUCUUAUCCAUCUCCUAGAUACUGGAUCUCGAGAGGGAGAUCAUGAUUAAGUGGAUUUUAACGCGGAAUUAGCCCCGGCUUCCCCCUACGUAACAAGUUUUUUUUUGAGAAACAUAUAAGGUGAGAGAACUUCUUUAUAGGCCCCUCUGCGCUAACUAACAGGCCGAGGAGGUGUCGGCUCCUUUCCUACUCUCAGCUCCUCUUAUCAUCACUAACGUUACUUCAGAAACUAACAAGCCGGAAUAAUGUCUGGAGAGGUGCGUUUGAAGAAGCUGGAGAAGCUGAUCCUGGACGGGCCAGCUCAGGCUAAUGGCCAGUGUCUCAGUGUGGAGACGCUGCUGGAUAUCUUGGUGUGCCUCCACGAUGAGUGCAACAACUCCCCGCUCAGAAGAGAGAAAAAUGUCCUGGAGUUUUUGGAUUGGGCCAAACCCUUCACGUCCAAAGUGAAGCAGAUGCGCCUUCACAAAGAAGACUUUGAGAUCCUAAAGGUGAUUGGACGAGGAGCAUUUGGAGAGGUUGCUGUUGUAAAAGUGAAAAACACUGACAAGGUAUUCGCUAUGAAGAUUCUCAACAAAUGGGAGAUGCUGAAACGAGCUGAGACGGCAUGUUUUCGGGAGGAGCGGGACGUGUUGGUAAAUGGAGACUGCCAGUGGAUCACCACCCUGCACUAUGCCUUCCAGGAUGACAAUAAUCUGUACCUGGUCAUGGACUACUAUGUGGGUGGUGACCUGCUGACCCUGCUCAGUAAGUUUGAGGACCGACUGCCAGAGGAGAUGGCCAAAUUCUACCUGGCUGAGAUGGUGUUGGCCAUUGACUCUGUUCACCAGCUACACUAUGUCCACAGGGACAUUAAGCCCGACAACAUUCUGCUGGAUAUGAACGGCCACAUCCGCCUUGCUGACUUUGGCUCCUGCCUCAAACUCAUGGAGGAUGGGACGGUCCAGUCCUCCGUGGCGGUGGGGACUCCAGACUACAUCUCCCCAGAAAUCCUUCAGGCUAUGGAGGAUGGCAAAGGCAAGUAUGGGCCUGAGUGCGACUGGUGGUCCCUGGGCGUCUGCAUGUACGAAAUGCUGUACGGUGAGACUCCUUUCUACGCAGAGUCCCUGGUGGAAACCUAUGGGAAGAUCAUGAACCACAAGGAGCGAUUUCAGUUCCCACAGCAGAUAGCAGAUGUGUCAGAGGAAGCAAAGGAUCUGAUUCGCCGGCUCAUUUGCAGCCGAGAGCACCGACUGGGCCAGAAUGGCAUUGAGGACUUCAAGCAACACCCCUUCUUCGCUGGCAUCGACUGGGACAAUAUCCGCACAUGUGAGGCCCCCUACAUCCCUGAGGUCAGCAGCCCUACAGAUACCUCCAACUUUGACGUGGAUGAUGACUGUCUAAAAAACUCGGAGACUAUGCCCCCUCCUUCUCACACUGCCUUCUCUGGUCACCACCUGCCCUUUGUGGGCUUCACUUAUACAAGUAAAUGCACCCUGUCUGACCGAGGUUGUCUGAGACAGCUGGCAGCAGAGCCAGGUAAGGCAGGUCAGGAUCAGUUGGACCGGGAUGUCCAGCGCAGCUUAGAAGACAGCCUGGCCACUGAGGCCUACGAGAGGAGGAUCCGCCGGCUGGAGCAGGAAAAACUAGAGCUGAGCCGCAAACUGCAAGAAUCGACUCAGACAGUGCAGGCACUGCAGCAUCCAACAGGCGAGGGCCCCCUCAGCGCUAACAAGGAGGUGGAGAUCAGGAGUCUGAAGAGCGAGAUCGACAUCCUCAAGAAGCAGAUUGCUGACUCGGGUCAGUUAGAGAAGAAGUUGGAGGAUGUGACGCUGGCCCGUAGAGACCUGGAGGACUCAUCUAAACACAUUAAAACUCUAGAGAAACAGAUGAAGAGCCUUACACAGGAGAGGGAUGAUCUCCAGAAGGACCUUGUGGAGACCAAUGAGAAGCUGAAGUCCCAGUCAAAAGAGCUGAAGGAUGCCCACAGUCAGAGAAAACUGGCCAUGCAGGAGUUUUCAGAGCUCAAUGAGAGACUCACUGACUUCAGGUCACUGAAGCAGCGCCUGGUUCGCCAGUUGCGUGAUAAGGAGGAGGAGAUGGAGAGCCAGAGUCAAAAGAUUGAGGCUCUCCGUAUUGAGGUGCGAAAGGCUGAGAGGACUAAGAAGGAGAUGGAGGCACAGGCAGAGGAGCAGGCAGCCGAGGCUCAGAAAGAGAGGAAGUUGAGAGAACGGAAUGAGCAGUAUAGCCGACAGCUAGAGGAGGAGUUGGAGGGCCUUAAGUUGAAGCAGAGCGGUCCCUCUGCCACCAUGGGUUCAGUAGACCAGACCCAGGAGGUGGGGCGACUCCGGGGAGACCUAGAGAAGAAGACACUCCUGUAUGAGGAGGAGUUGGCUCGUAGGGAGGCGCAGCAUAGCACUGAGCUGAAGGCUCUGCGCAAGGAGCUGAGGGAUGCUGAGAGCCAGCAUCUCGCCCUGCAGAAAGAGAUCCUAAUGCUCAAGGACAAGCUGGACAAGACUCGCCGUGAGAGCCAAAGCGAACGGGAAGAGUUUGAGACGGAGUACAAGCAGAAAUACGAGAGAGAAAGAGUCCUUCUUAUUGAAGAGAAUAAGAAGCUGUCCAAUGAACUGGACAAGCUGGCAAGUACGUUUGAGAGGGUGAGCAGCUCCAACCGGCAGCUGGAGGACGAGAUGAGGGAGCUGGCUGACAAAAAGGAGAGUGUAGCUCACUGGGAGGCCCAGAUCACAGAAAUUAUUCAAUGGGUGAGUGAUGAGAAGGAUGCUCGGGGCUACCUGCAGGCUCUGGCCACUAAGAUGACUGAGGAGUUGGAGGGACUGAGAAACACCAGCUUAGGAGCGAGAGCCACGGACAUGCCGUGGAAGAUGCGCCGCUUCGCCAAGCUGGACAUGUCGGCCCGUUUGGAGCUGCAGUCUGCCCUGGACGCUGAGAUCAGGGCCAAGCAGGGCAUUCAGGAUGAACUGAACAAGGUCAAGGCCAACAAUAUCUCCACAGAAUGUAAACUACAGGAGGUGGAGAGUAAAAACCAGGAACUCCUGGCUGAGAUUGACAGGCUGAAAAAGGAGACAGAGGAGCUGCGGCUACGCAGGGGUGUCAAGCACCAGGAUUCCCAGAAUUCCUUCUUAGCCUUUCUCAAUGCCCCGACCUCAGCGCUUGACCAGUUUGAUCGCUCGCCAUCCGUUGGCCCAACUAGCAAAGGCAGACGUGUGGACUCAAUGGAUAACUUCACUCCAUCUAACACUCCGUCUCGGGAAGAUGACCCUAAAUCUCUCCUGAAGUCCCGCUCACGUUCACCCUCCAUGGCCAGUGAUGUGGAGCCCAUAGAGUUGAUAGACCACCCUCCUCGUACAGUCCAGACCCCGACCAUGCGAUCAGGAGGGUACGGCAGUAUUGGACGCUCCUCACCCAAGCCCAAAGCACAUCAGUUUGUGGUGAAGUCAUUUAACACGCCGACCAAGUGUAACCAGUGCACUUCUCUCAUGGUGGGGCUGAUACGUCAGGGUUGCACCUGUGAAGUGUGUAACUUCUCCUGCCAUGUAACUUGUGCAGACAAGGCUCCGGCUGUGUGUCCCGUACCCCAGGACCAGACCAAGGGUCCCCUGGGUAUCGACCCCCAGAGGGGUAUUGGUACUGCAUAUGAAGGGCACGUGAGGGUGCCCAAACCAACAGGGGUGAAGAAGGGUUGGCAGAGGGCGAUGGCUGUGGUGUGUGACUUUAAACUGUUCCUCUAUGAACUGGGAGAAGGAAAAGCUACACAACCAAGUGUAGUAGUCAGCCAAGUCAUAGAUAUGAGGGAUGAAGAGUUUUCCGUCAGCUCUGUCCUGGCCUCUGAUGUCAUCCAUGCCAACCGAAAGGACGUUCCCUGCAUAUUCAGGGUGACAGCGUCCCAGCUCUCCCCCUCCAGCAGCCACAAACCCUCCAUCUUGAUCCUGGCCGACAGCGACCAGGAGAGGAACAAGUGGGUGGGCCUUCUCAAUGAGCUCCAUCGCAUCCUCAAGAAAAACAAGCUCAAGGAGCGCUUUGUCUAUGUCCCCAAGGAGGCCUACGACAGCACCCUGCCGCUCAUCAAGACGACUCAGUCUGCUGCUAUCAUCGACCACGAGCGUAUUGCCCUGGGCAAUGAGGAAGGCCUCUUUGUCAUCCAUGUCACCAAAGAUGAAAUAAUCCGGGUUGGAGACAACAAGAAGGUGCACCACAUUGACUUGAUUCCCCAGGAGCAGCUUCUGGCUGUCAUCUCUGGCAGGAACCGCCAUGUCCGCCUCUUCCCCACACAGGCCCUGGACGGACGUGAGACCGAGUCCUACAAGCUGGCUGAGACAAAAGGCUGCCAGACCAUCGUCUCUGGCCCCGUCCGCAACAGCUCAGUCACCUGCCUGUGCGUGGCCAUGAAGAGACAAGUCAUAUGCUAUGAGGUGAAUAAAAGUAAAACGCGCCACCGUCGGCUGCGGGAGCUGCAGGCCCCAGGGCCUGUUCAGUGGAUGGGUCUGCUCAGUGAGCGUCUGUAUGUGGGCUAUCAGUCUGGCUUCACCCGCUACAGUGUCCAUGGUGAUGUGUCCCCAGUCAGCCUGCUCCACCAGGAGGACCACACCCUGGCCUUUAUCCCUCAGCAGAGCCUGGAUGCCCUCUGUGCUGUGGAGAUUUCCAGCAAAGAGCUGCUGCUGUGCUUCAGCGCCAUUGCAGUGUAUGUGGACUCCCAGGGCCGCAGGUCACGUCAGCAGGAGCUGAUGUGGCCAGCUGUGCCCAACUCUGCAUGCUACAACGCUCCCUAUCUGUCAGUAUACAGUGAGAAUGCUGUCGAUGUGUUUGAUGUCAAUACUAUGGAGUGGAUUCAGACCAUCCCCCUCAAGAAGGUGCGACCUCUGAACAUUGACGGCUCUCUGAACCUGCUGGGACUGGAGACGGUCCGACUUAUCUACUUUAGAAACAAGAUGGCCGAGGGGGAUGAGCUGGUCGUCCCGGAGACAUCAGACAACAGCAGGAAGCAGAUGGUGCGCAGCAUGAACAACAAGAGACGCUUCUCCUUCAGGGUGCCUGAAGAAGAGCGGCUUCAGCAGAGGAGAGAGAUGCUGCGAGAUCCAGAGAUGAGGAACAAGCUGAUCUCCAAUCCCACCAACUUCAACCAUGUAGCCCACAUGGGACCAGGAGAUGGGAUCCAGAUCCUUAAAGACCUGCCCAUGGAGAGCCGUGCCGGCUUCAGUGGUUCAGUCAGCAUCCCUUCCAUCACAAAGACCCGGGCUGAGCCGGGCCGCUCCAUGAGCGCCAGCAGUGGACUGGGCAUACGCGCGUCCUCCCAGAAUGGCAGCGCACUGCGCAGGGACCUGUCAGGGGGCACCUAUGCAUCGAAACGUCAGACCAUGACCUCCCCCUCUGAGAGCUCCCUGUCCUCUGGUGGAGGAAUGGACUGUGGUGACGCCCCCCUCUCACAGUUUGACAGAGAGGACUCGGACUCCCCCCGUCACUCCACGGCUUCCAACAGCUCCACCUUCAGCAGCCCCCCCAGCCCGGCCUCGCCACACAAGACCAAGUCCCUGUCCCUGGAGAGCACAGACCGGAUGACCUGGGACACAUGAGCCCCUGCUAGCCUCUCACCCGCCCAGCAGCACAGGACUUCAAACCCCCUCCCCCCACCACAGCCUCUCACCCCUUUUCUGAAUAGUCCCCGUCACUGCCCAGAGGAGUGUGCCUCCUGUCCACUGCACCCUCCUGGUGAACAGUUGUUCCACUCUACAACCUCAGCUUGUUUCUCGCCGUACUUCCAAGACGGGGCAGAAACACUAAGAAAUCAAUCGUCUCGUUGAAAGAGAAGUUAUCAUGAAUUAGUAGCAGUGUACGUUGAGGGUGUAGAUGUCUGGGUGUGUGUGUGCGAGAGAGAGAGAAGCUGUAUACACUUGCCAGUACGUAUGCAUGUGUUUAUCCAGAAAGGGUAUAUUAUAUAGGAAUGGAAAGCUCCCGUCUCUGUUUGCUCUCAGCAGAAGUGGCAGUGCUCUGCAGCCCCCCCCC